Molecule: messenger RNA, 993 nt
Organism: Camelus dromedarius (Arabian camel)
Lineage: Eukaryota; Metazoa; Chordata; Mammalia; Artiodactyla; Camelidae
Gene: MRPS15
Product: mitochondrial ribosomal protein S15
Exons: 8
Coding region: 97-978 (293 amino acids)
Biological process (GO): mitochondrial translation
Cellular component (GO): mitochondrial small ribosomal subunit; ribosome
Molecular function (GO): RNA binding; structural constituent of ribosome
Source: RefSeq, a predicted model, not a curated record
GGUCCUCAUCUGCUCCGGUCUCGCAACUGCGCUCGAUUGGUCGAGCCUGAGCCAACAUGGCGGCGCCCAUGUAACAGAGUCCCUGCCGCGAAGGCGAUGGCGGCCUUAGGGCGAGCCACGCACGGGUCGAAAGUCACCAUGCUGAGGGCGGCGUGGAGGGCGCUUAGUUCGAUUCGGACCCAAGUAGUGACCCAGGUGCCAGUCCUCGGGCUGCCGGGCGGAACGUGUGCCAGGCUUUCCUCCGUCCCGCGGGGCCUUCCCUCACCUCCUGGAGGUGAGGAGACGAGAAGCUCGGCAUUGGGAGUAGGAAAAUGCAGUUCGGCGAAGAUACAGGGUCUCAUCCUCCAGGCUGCCCGCGGAUAUGCCACCCAGAAACCAGUCCAGCCCAGCCAAGAAGAUGACCUGGCCCCUUCUAUGCUGCUCAAGGACUACCAGGACAUCCCUGGAAUUGAGAAGGUUGAUGAUGUUGUGAAAAGACUCUUAUCUUUGGAAAUGGCCAACCAAAAGGAGAAGCUAAAAAUCAAGAAAGCUCUGUUGAUGAACAAAGUGGCGGAAAAUCCUGAGGACACCAGAUCCCUGGAGGCUCGAAUUGUUGCCUUGACUGUCAAGAUCCACAGUUAUGAAGACCACAUGCAGAAACAUCGGAAGGACAAAGCCCACAAGCGCUAUCUGCAGAUGAGCAUUGACCAGAGGAAAAAGAUGCUCAAAAACCUCAGAAACACCAACUAUGCUGUCUUUGAGAAGACAUGCAGGGAGCUGGGGCUUGAGUACACCCCUCCCCCUCUGCACCACCGAAGGGCCCACCGCCGCUUGGCGACCAAGAAGGCUCUGUGCAUUCGGGUUUUCCAGGAAGUUCAGAAGCUAAAGAAGCAAAAAAGGGCCUUAAAAGCUGCAGCUGCAGCAGCCCGGGAACAAGGCCAGAAGAGCCCAAAGAGCCCUUUCAAAGCCAGACCAGAGGCAACCAAAGAAAACCAAUAAAGGUUGUUAAAGUUA